UUGACAGUUGUAUUUGUGGUUAUACCUACCUAUAGAUUAGUGAAGUUAUAACUCCAAAAACCACCACCAGUCACCAUACCCAAUCCUGGUAAAGUUGUUGCCUGUGAAGGAUGCCUUCAGCUGCGAAUCCUAAGUCCGAAAAGCCGGCCUCUUCGGAGGCCACGGAUAAUUCACCAGUACGACAAGUCUUGACGAUUAUUGAACAUAAAAUCCGUAAUUUGGAAAAAAGAAAGAGUAAGUUGACUUCAUACAGAGACUUACAAAAAUCUGGCAAAGAACUAAAUGCUGAUCAGAAGAUAGCAGUUGCCAAGUAUGACGAAGUAGCUCAGACGUUAGAGUUCGCUCGAGACCUCUCAAAGCAAAUAACGUCCAUAGCUGUCUCUACUGAAAAGGAAGCUAAAAAACAAGCAAAAAGGGAAACCUGGAUUCGCUAUGCGGCUGACACAAACAAGAUUCGAGAGGUUCUUCUCAUCUUGGAUUGCCUCACGCAAAUGGGCAAUACUGAAGCCAGGGAUGAUUUCUUAAAUGGAACUAAUGGAGCGGCUAAAUUGACUGAGGAGGAUCUUAAAAUUCUUGAUGAUUUGUACCCCGAAGUGACGCCGAAACACGAAGCCAACGAGGAGGGCCAACCCGGAUUCCCCGCCUACACGACAAAAGCGGCCGAACACAUCUAUGCCGUCAUCGACGGGAAACCGAAGGAAAUCCUGGGCACCACGUACGCCCACAUCAAGGAGAUCAUCAUGACCGUACACAGCUGCGGCUACUUCGACAAAGUCUUGGACGACAACGUGGCCCCCUCGCCGGCCGUGGAGGCGGCGCCGGAGCCGGUGGAGGUCGCGCCGCUCGCCUACGCCGCGCCGCCGGAGCUGCCCGCGCCGCACGCCCUGCCCGCCCCCGCCUACCCGCUGCGCCCGCUGCCGCCCAUCACGCUGCAGGAGGUCGAGCACGCCUACUUCGCCCAGCAGUACCCGCAGCAGCGGCCCAUCGCCGAGGUCAUCGGCUCGCAGAACUUCUUCUUCCUGCAGGAGUCCGAGAUCGACAGCCCCGUCGGCACGCCGCAGCCGCCCCUGAUGAACCCGCCGUCGCCGCCGGGGCCCAUCCCCACGCAGACCUUCACCAACCAGCACUUCGUGCCGAUGCCGCCGCCGCACUUCCAGGCGCCCUACGUGCCGCUGGCCGCGCCGCUGCCGCCGCCGCCGCAGCCGCAGCUGGCCGCGCCGCACGAGGCCGCCCCGCAGCACGAGGCCGCCCCGCAGCACGAGGCCGCCCCGCAGCACGAGGCCGCCCCGCAGCCCGAGGCCGACAGGCCCGACGACGAGUGGCAGGAGACCCGCAGCCCCGAGCGAGAGGACGGCGGCGAGCGCAGGGCGCAGGGCCAGGGUGACGGCCAGAACAGGUUCCGGCGGUACCGCGGGGGCGGGGGUGGCGGGAGGGGGGGCGCUGCCAACGGGUACCGCGGCCGCGGCGGCUACCGGCAGCACGACGGCUACCAGGGCCAGGGCCGGCACGGCGGCGAGUACCAGCCGCGCGCCAACAAGGACGGCCCCCCGCAGCGGCAGUACAACGACAACUACCAGAGCCGGCACAAGGACGGCCCCUACGGCAACGGCGACGCCGGCGCCGGCGAGCACCCGCAGCACGAGAACGGGCACAGCUACGGCGGCGGCUUCAAGAGCCGCGGCCGAGGCGGCCCCCGCGCCCGCGCCGCGCCCCGCGCCCGCGCGCCCGCGCCGCACUACGCGCGCCACCGGGACCAGCCCGACCGGCCCGACCAGUGAGCCCGACCCGGAGCCCGGAGCCCCGCCAUAUAAACAUAUUACUUUUCUCUAUGAAGGACUAAAUCGUUCGUGGAAGGCAGAUUUCACCGGCAACAACGCGCUGUGGUAACAACAAACGGAGAUUCUGGUAUAAUAAAAAAAUAAAAUAAAAAAAAGAAUAAAAAAAAAAGUAAAACAAUAAAAGAUGAAACUGAAUAAAAAUAAGUUACUUGAAUUUAGAUGUAUGAUAUAUGCAAUUAUAAUAAGUUACGUAAUUCUAGAUUGUAUAUGUUCGUCGCUGCGGUGGGCGGGGCCGCUCCGCCUCGGCCGCACUCGGCGCGGGAGCACACGGCUCGACUUUUAAAACUUGAGGAGAUAUAAAGAGAGUCGAUCUUGUUCAAACUUGUUCGAGAGAUCGGCUCGCUUUAUUAUUUGCCAACUUCACUAUCGGGACUUUGAUUCCAAAUCUCAUUUGUACUUUUCAUACCGUUCAUAUUAAUUCAUUACAUGUGUUACGAUGUUAUACAUGUUUUUGUUUUCCUGAGCCGAAUUAUAUUGAAGUCAGUGAUAUUGCACGAAAUAAUGUGGUGUUUUUUUAAGGUUUUUUUAACAAAUUGUAAAUAGAAAGGUUUACAGGAUGUUCCAGAAGUACCACGUCACAGUGACACCGGAGGUAGGUCAACUCGAAAGGAACCUAACCAGCCCAACAUGACCCCAGUAAAAGUUGCACGGUUUUCGAGUUAUUGCCGAAAUAAAUAAAAAAUAUUAAAAAAUUUCCCCCUUUUUAACAUUUUUAGUACCAACCCGCAUCGAUAACUUGAAAAUCAUGCAACUUUUACUGGGUUCAUGUUCGGCUGAGCGGAAUGCCAACAUUAUCCACGUAAAAAAACGCUGGUUAGGUUCCUCUGCAGUUGACCUACCUCCAGUGUCACUGUUACGUGGUUGUUCUGGGACACCCUGUAUAAACACUUGUAUGCUUGUGUAUUUUAUCAGUACUUUUUUUUCAUUAAACCAGUGAUAAAUGAAAAGAGCAGGUUAAAGCCAUAAAAAUAUGUUACUAUAUUUGGUUCUGGCCUCCAAUUUUAUUUUACUCUACACUACAUUGUUCUCAAUAGAGGCUGUGUGCAAGCAAAUUAAAAGUAUUCUAUGAAC
Molecule: messenger RNA, 2909 nt
Organism: Cydia strobilella
Lineage: Eukaryota; Metazoa; Arthropoda; Insecta; Lepidoptera; Tortricidae
Gene: Capr
Product: caprin homolog
Exons: 5
Coding region: 111-1778 (555 amino acids)
Cellular component (GO): cytoplasm
Molecular function (GO): RNA binding
Source: RefSeq, a predicted model, not a curated record